Messenger RNA from Phytophthora nicotianae INRA-310, 2272 nucleotides. RefSeq lists its product as hypothetical. Gene Ontology annotation, molecular function: protein binding. The record is from RefSeq and is a predicted model, not a curated record. The transcript has a single exon. The coding region runs from base 45 to 2171 and encodes 708 amino acids. Lineage: Eukaryota; Oomycota; Peronosporomycetes; Peronosporales; Peronosporaceae.
CUUCAUAGCCGUACGUCACUCUAACCCUUGACGACCAGAUCAAGAUGCUGCGUCGAGUGUGCCGGCGUGCGGCGUCCUCGCAGGCGCGAGCGCGCUCCUUCUCGCCUCGUACCGCAAAUCGUAUGCCCAAUUUGCGGCUCGAAGACAAGCGGAUCAACGUUUUAUUGUCCAAUAAGACGACCUCGGACAGCUUCGUAUUCGCCUGUCGGGCGCUGCGCUGCAAGGACGAAACAACGCUCUUGGCGGCUACAGACCCGUCGGCGUGGAACGUGGCGUUGCAGCGUCGGCUCGAAAAGCGGGACGAACGGGGCGCCGCCGAGCUGCUGGGGCUCGUAGCCAAUUUCGCACGGGAAAACGCUAGCGAACCCGUAUGGACGGAUCUGUUAUUUACGGUAUUACGGCAACGUUCGUCGCGUGGGUUCCGUAAAGAAGAGAUCUACCAGCUUUUGGGUCAGUUGAAGAAAAGAUAUGGACCAGAGUUUGUGGCGCGUGUAUUGGUUGGAGUGAUCAAUGGAUGCGCCAACAUUAAGAUGACCACGGCGGGUCACGAAUUGCUGCUGUAUCAUCAGAAACUAUGGCCUGAAAUUCGAGAAAAUGAAUUGGGUUUGAGUUCCCUGGAGCCACUGAUGCCACCGUCCGUUGUGGGGCAUUUGAUGACCAAGAUGGUGCAGAAGAAAGAGUACAAACAGGGGCUGAGUCUUGCGGCGGAAUAUUUCACGCACCCAGAGUUCGAUGCAGCCAGAGAUUUCCAGCAACAAGGAUUUCUGGCGUUAUUUGAAGCGAGUGUGAAGGCAAAAGUGACUCCCAGAAAAAUCGUACGCACGUUUUUAGACUACGUGGAUGGAAGUGUGCGUACAUAUGGCAACAAUUUGGACAGGAUUAAGCGAUUGCAGUUGGAACAAGGCUUUGGCGCCGCAAUACAGUGUUGCGUGACGCUGGAGGAGUUUUCACUGGCGUUGCACUGCUAUUCAACGAUGGAGAGCACGCGCGAGAGGAUAAUUGGUCGUGACGACUUGAGGACGGAUAGUGUGGCUGAUAACGCCGAAGAGAAGACUAAAGUUGUUGAUAAGGUGAUCCCUGUAGAUGAGAACAUGUACGUCAACGUGAUGAAGGCGUGUAUGGCUCUCCAGGACUUCUCCAUGUUGAAGGAUGCAUUCCGCGGGAUGGCAGCUCGAGGUGUAGGUCGCAGUGGUGGUUUUGGAUCAGCGAUUCGUUAUUGUCAUGAGCACCUGGAUGCGACCUUCCUGGAAGAAGUACUGGAAGAGGUAUCCACGACGGAACAGGAGCUUGGAGGCGCCUGGAUGCUGGAGGUGGAGAACUACAACGAUGCACUCGGUUGCUUGGCCGCUACGGGUAAAUCUGAGCAAGCUAAGGAGCUCUUCUCGCAGAUGCUGAACAACCCGUUCAUUGUACCGGACCACAUCACGAUGCUGGAGAUGGUAGAGAACCAUCGCGACGCCUCGAUUGAGGAGGUGUUCAGUCUAAUGGAUGUGUUCCUGGAGUGGAAAUUGGCUCCGAAUCUGCAGGUUUUCACGUCGCUAUUGUCUAUCUGCAUGCGCCGACGUCUCGUAGGCGACGCUGUCGCUCUGAUUGAUGCGAUGGAGAUGCAUGGGGUUGUCCUGGAUGUCAAGGCGUUUACGACAAUUGCGUUCAUCCAAGCGUCUCAUGGCGAUUUGAAAGCUGUUGUGGGCGUCCUCCGAGACAUGGCUACUAUGGAUGUCGCUGCAGACAAGGUCUUCUUUGACUACGUUAUCAACGCGCUUUAUGGUUCAUGUGGCAUCGAUACGUGCUUCGCCCUAUUCCGCGAGUUAAGUCAAGAAAACUUGGCUAUCCCGGAAGGCUUGUACGUCUCGCUGAUCGACUUGGGCACCCAGAUCGGAUUAAUUGAACGCACACUGCACAUCGCGUACAACAUGGAAUGCGAGGGAUUCCAGCUCUCGUCGGAGCAGUUGCGCGAAUUGAUGGUGCGAUGUCAGUCAGAAACUGAAAUUUCAGAGUUUGUGCGUACAUUUUCUCUACUUCAUCAAGGCUUGCAGCCAGAGACGCCGCGGUUUGAGGUGGAAAUGUACGAAGAUUUGAUCUCGAUUUUGACCAAAUUCAACCGCAGGAACGAAGUCUCGAAAGUGCAGAAAUUGGCAAGAACUGCAGGACACGACGACUUGAUCGUCUAGAUAUUGAACGGAGGACUAUUUACCGAUAGAAAUUGUGGUUUGAUUCUUAUGCUUAGUACGUUUUUGCACGUUGGUUGUACGAAUUUAGUAUCCGAUGCCCU